CCUCCUGUAUGCAUCAGUGACGUUCUUCUUCAUUGCCUUCAGAGCGGGAACAGCACAACAUGACUGAUCCAGUUUGCAUUCUUCACCCUGCAGGAGUCUACAAUGCUGUCCAGUGAUGGACUGUCCUUCAGGACCUGCAAUGUUUUAAUGUGUCUGAUACUGACUUUUGAAGAACAACCAGACUAAAGGAUGUUGCCCAGUGACAGACUGUCCUUCAUAACUCUUCUAAUACUGACUUUUAAAGUUUGCGUUGCAGAGCAGUCAGAGUUGAUUUGUUCACAUCAACCAAUCGUAGCCCUGGCUGGUGAUGAUGUCAUUCUACCAUGUUACCUUGAUCCUCCAAUCAGUGCCAGUUUUGAGACAGUGGUGUGGACCAAACCUGGUUUAGACCCAGAGUACAUCCAUUUUCACCAAGAUGGACGACUGAUGUUUGAAACUCAAAAUCCAUCUUAUUUUUACCGAACGAGACUGUUUGUGGAUGAACUGCAGAAUGGAAACGUCUCCAUGAAAAUCUUCAAAGUGAAAAUCUCUGAUGCAGGAAAAUACUUUUGCUUCCUUCGAUCAAUGUUGAAGGAAGCUUCCAUCCAACUCACUGUUGGUGUCGUCUCCACUCCCAUCAUAGAGGUUGUCUCCAAUAACAGUGGAAGAGUAGUUUUACAGUGUGAGUCUAAAGGCUGGUAUCCAGAGCCUGAGGUGGUCUGGCUGGACGGUGAGGGAAACCUCCUCUCUGCUGGACCUACAGAGACAGUCAGAGGUCCUGAUGACCUCUAUACUGUCAGCAGCAGAGUGACUGUGGAGAAGAGACACAGCAACAACUUCACCUGUAGAGUCCAACAGAAGGACAUCAACCAGACCAGAGAGACACACAUCUAUGUUCCAGAUGAUUUAUUCACAGUUCAGUCGUCUUCUCUUUGGAUUUGGAUCAUCGCCAUUCUUAUUAUCAGUACUUUUGGACUACUCAAUAUUAUCCCUCUGAUAAUGGAACACACAAAGAGGCGACUGAGGAAUGAAAUUGAACUGGAGGGAGAUGUAACACAUGGUGUGAAACAGUCAACAUUAAAGGUCAAAGGAAAGCCGAAAGUCCAGAAGCAUAAUGUAAAUAUGAAUGCAGUGCAGCUCCAGCUCUUAGUGGAGGGAAAUCAGCAACAGGAGGACCAGAGAGAGCAACUGGACAGAGUUCAGAGAUCACAGUCAGAGGAAACAUCAGGAGCAGGAAAUAACACUGAAGACACUUUAAAACACAGAGAGACGCAGCGUUGAACGACGUGGACUAAAAACCUCCUGUAGUGACCGAGAACGAGGAGGAAAUCAUUGUGACACUGGAGGAUAUUCUCCAUCUUUUCCUGCUCUACCAUCACGCUGACAGAGAAUGAUGAUGUUGUUUGUCUUCCUAGUUUACAAUCUAUCCAUUGUGACUUUGUUUUCAGUCUAUGUGAGCAGGUGUUGUCUUUGAGCCAGUGAAAAGGCUGCAGACACACAGUGAAGAAGGGAGAUCUUAAUGAUGUUGGUGUCCAGUCUAAGAUAUGAGCUGUGACUGAAGAUUCCUGCUUUCAUUUCAUGGAUUGUAUCAAAGUUCCCACUUUAGCACUUUAAAAGAAUCUGAACUGUUUUGUAAAAUGUCAACAGGUUGUGUACAAAAGGCUGUGACUGUGUUUAAUAUUCAUUAUUAUCAUCAUCAUCCAUUCUCAUCUGUUAAACACAGAACUG
This is a messenger RNA of Dicentrarchus labrax (European seabass), 1707 nucleotides long. RefSeq names its product butyrophilin subfamily 1 member A1-like. NCBI's taxonomy places the organism in Eukaryota, Metazoa, Chordata, Actinopteri, Moronidae. The transcript has 7 exons. The record is from RefSeq and is a predicted model, not a curated record. Bases 190 to 1260 code for a protein of 356 amino acids.